Ctenocephalides felis (cat flea) is the source of this 2163-nucleotide messenger RNA. RefSeq names its product neurogenic locus Notch protein-like. The coding region runs from base 1 to 2163 and encodes 720 amino acids. The transcript has a single exon. The record is from RefSeq and is a predicted model, not a curated record. NCBI's taxonomy places the organism in Eukaryota, Metazoa, Arthropoda, Insecta, Siphonaptera, Pulicidae.
AUGUUGUAUUACGUAAUAUUUAUAUCCGCGGCGUUGGCGGUUGUUGCGCAUCGUCCUUGCGAAAAUAUAAGAUGCGGUCAAGGAUUUGUGUGUCGAUUAGGAGCUUGCGAAAGGGAUGACCUUUCGUGUGUUAAUGUGAGGUGCAAUCCAGGUUACUUUUGUCGUAAUGGUAGAUGCACUCCUCAAAACCUGUGUGAAGGAAUCACUUGCCAGAAAGGAUUAAGUUGCGAAAAUGGUCGUUGCAUCGAUUUGUGUGCCAAUCAAAGAUGUCCCAGCGGCUAUGAAUGCCGUGAGGGUCAAUGCAUUCCGCAGGAUAGGUGUCGCGAUGUGAGGUGCCCACCUCAAUAUAUUUGUGAUGAUGGACGUUGCAUUCCUGAAGAUUAUUGUAGAGGAAUGCGUUGUCCUCACGGAACAAAAUGCGCAAAUGGAACGUGUGUUCAAGAAAGAUGUUAUAAUGUGUCAUGUCCUCAAGGAUCAGAAUGCGAAGAUGGUGAUUGUGUAGUACAAGAUAGAUGCGCAAACGUCAGAUGCCCCCCUAAUUCAAGAUGCGAAGACGGAGGUUGUAUCAGAAUAGAUUCUUGUGAAAGAGUUCGUUGUCCCGGAUCAUUGCAGUGUCAAGACGGAGUGUGUAUGGAAGUUGAUCGAUGUAAAGACAUAAGAUGUUCAAUUGGCACACGUUGUUACGAUGGCAGAUGCUUUGCAGACGAUACUUGUGAUAGAGUUCGAUGCGACAGAGGCUGGAUUUGUCAAUAUGGACAUUGCGUGCCAGAACAUUCAGCUCAAACUUCUUGCCCACCCGGGUAUAAAGUGGAAGGUGGUCAUUGCACUGAAGAUAGAGUCGACUGUCGUGAUACAUCUUGCCCAAAAGGGUCCAGAUGUGAAAAUGGUAGAUGUACGCGCACUCAAUCUUGCUCUUCAAACGAUUGUCCAGACGGUCAAGCUUGCUAUAACGGACAAUGUUAUCCAAUAGAUUGGUGUAGCAAUGUAGUUUGUUCAGAAGACCAAGAAUGUCGAGAAGGUCAAUGUGUACCAAAACAUCGACCUGAUUCUUGUAGAGACAGGCAAUGUGAUAGAACAAGGCAUUAUCCAGAGAAUCUUGCAGAUAAUAGAUCUAUAAAAUCAUCUAGCCAAGUACGCGAAAGAAAUCCUUGCGAUACUAUACGUUGUCCAUCCGGGUAUGAAUGUAAAAACGGAACGUGCACGCCUUUCGAUCGCUGUUCUCUUGUACAAUGUCCGCCAAGAUAUGAAUGUAUUGAUGGUCAAUGUAUAGAAACAGAUCCCUGUACCGGAGUUGUAUGUCCACAUGGAUUUCAGUGUUAUGGAGGUGAUUGCGUACAAGAAGAUAGAUGCAGCAUGAUAAGAUGUCCAUCCGGUUUCCAAUGUCGAGAUGGUUCUUGCGUAGAGCAAGAUCCAUGCGUAAACGUGCGUUGCCCUGGAGGUUUCUACUGCUUAGAUGGAAAAUGUGCCCAAAUAGAUCCUUGUUCAAAUAAACAUUGUCCGGAAGGAUAUGCGUGUCGAGAUGGGUCAUGUGUACCCACUGAUCAAUGUGCGGGGGUACAUUGCCCCAGCGGGUUCGAAUGUCGUCAGGGACGCUGCAUGUUAAUUGAUAGAUGUCUCACUAAACAGUGUCCUCCUGGUUACAGAUGCAGGGAUGGUGCCUGUAUAAGUACUGACCCAUGUGUGAAUGUGCGAUGUCCAUCAAAUUUUGCAUGCGAAAAUGGUACGUGCGUCGCCGUUGAUCCUUGCUCAAAUGUAAGGUGUCCGCCUGGGCAUGAAUGUCAGUACGGAUCUUGCGUCGUUGUAGACCCUUGUGCCAAUAUCAGAUGUCAAGAAAAUGAGGAAUGCCAGCAGGGACGCUGUGUUUUGAGCGAUCCUUGUCGAGGUAUCAGUUGUCAGCCGGGAGAGACUUGCAGAGGCGGACGUUGUGUUGCUCCUCCUACAUGUGUGCCACCGCACAGGUGUAAUACUUGCGAAACUAUUACUUGUCCAAAAUACUAUUUUUGUUCCUACGGUAAGUGUAUUCCAGAAGAUCCUUGUAGAAAUGUUAUAUGCCCAGAGGGAUCAUUUUGUUCAGAUGGGCAUUGUAAAGAUGAACGCGAGAAUUAUUCUAGACCCGAUCCAUACUCUAGGCCUGUGCACUAUGACAGACAAAGAAAAUAUUAA